AUGGCUAAAGAAUAUACAAUUUCUGAAUUUAACAAUCUAAUGAAGAAGGUUGAACAAAUAGAUGUUAGGGUGAAAGAGUACUUGCAGAAGGCUGGUUAUGACAAGUGGACUAGGGUGUAUGCUACUGUAAAUCGUGGUUUUACACUUACAUCAAACAUUGUAGAAAUCAUAAACAGGCAUAUAAUGGAAGCGAGGGAAUUGCCUAUAUAUGAUUUCUUAGAGGAAGUUAGAAAGAUAUUUGGCAGAUGGAAUCACAACAAUCGACAAGUUGGGACAUUCACACGCACCCCUAUUUGCGGGAGAUACAAUGAUCUUCUCGAGUUAAAUGAGGCCAAAAGCACACGAAUGAGGCUGAUGAUUACUGCUAACUUAUACAAGCCAGUAGUGGUGUUGGGCAUAUAUGAGAUUCCUCUAUUGCCACUGCCUGAUAGGUCUAUAUGGGAGAUACCAAAUUUUAUAUUAAGCAAAAUUGCUCUACCACCCAAGUACAAACGUCCCCCCAGGAGGCCAAAGAAAAGAGAAAGAGAAAAGUCUGUUGGAGAUUUUUAUAAGUCUAAAUCCACUAAUUCAUGCAGUGCUUGUGGGAUGACUGGUCACAAUAGGCGUUCGUGUAGGAAAAUACGUCGAGUUGAAUAA
Molecule: messenger RNA, 636 nt
Organism: Capsicum annuum
Lineage: Eukaryota; Viridiplantae; Streptophyta; Magnoliopsida; Solanales; Solanaceae
Exons: 2
Coding region: 1-636 (211 amino acids)
Source: RefSeq, a predicted model, not a curated record